AUGAAUAUGUCGAACUUCACACCAGAGCCGUCCGUUCAGACAAUUAGAUCAACACUUCAUCGGCCAUUGUCGGCCGUGCAACAACAGUUCGUUCAGCAGCAAAUGGAGAAGCCCAAAAAUGAGCAUCAAGAUGAAGUACGCGAUUUCAUCCGCCAGCUCGCCGACUACCCGCCGACGAUUCCAGAUUCUGUAACUUUGCACUUCUUAAAAUCUAGCGGUGUUGAAGGCACUGAUCCAAGAGUCGCCCGUUUGAUCGCGUUAGCUGCACAGAAGCAAGUAUCCGACAUCAUUUUGGACGCGAUGCAAAACGCUCGAAUGAAGGGUCUCGGUCAGACGAAGAAAGGGACCAAGGAGACGAAAUUCACGUUGACCGAGGAGCUUCUUGACGGCGUGCUAUCAGAAUACGGAAUUCGAAACACGCGGCCUCCAUACCACACCUGA
Messenger RNA from Caenorhabditis bovis, 441 nucleotides. The record is from the annotation of a GenBank genome assembly. NCBI's taxonomy places the organism in Eukaryota, Metazoa, Nematoda, Chromadorea, Rhabditida, Rhabditidae.